Molecule: messenger RNA, 1537 nt
Organism: Microplitis demolitor
Lineage: Eukaryota; Metazoa; Arthropoda; Insecta; Hymenoptera; Braconidae
Gene: Rfk
Product: riboflavin kinase
Exons: 8
Coding region: 986-1435 (149 amino acids)
Biological process (GO): FMN biosynthetic process; riboflavin biosynthetic process
Cellular component (GO): mitochondrion
Molecular function (GO): riboflavin kinase activity
Source: RefSeq, a predicted model, not a curated record
GUUCUUCUCCCGUCUCAUUUAAUUGCCAUACAAGUUGCAAAUAUACCCUUGACUUACUCGAGCAAAUUGACCGUCAGGAAAGACCUCAAGAUACGCACAGGAAAUUAAUCUAUAAGAUAAAUACGUCUGUAGAUUACGUCGAAAAAUAAUUAUCUCAAACAAUUGACGCAAGUAUUUUUUUUAUUACUCAUAUCUGUCAUAAUUAAUUCAAAUUCAAAUUACUGUCCGUUUGAUUCAGGUUUUUUUACAUGAAGAAACAAAUUGGUGAUAGUUCGAGAAGUCAAGAAACUUGGGAUCAUUAUCGUGAUUACCAAAUAUAUAUACUUGUUCUAUAUAUAUGUAUAUGGAGAGAUAUAUAAAUGUAUUAAAUUAUUUAAACAUUUAUAUUCCGAGUCUCAUGAUUCUUUUCUUUCUCUCUGAUAGCCGGUGUAUUUUCGGCCUCGAGCCAACUUUAUGUUUUAUAGCGAAGAACGUGCGUCAUUAUUAAAGAAAUAGUCGAGGUCACUGAGAUUCAAACUUAUCGCGUUACACUUUGCCGAUCCAUAGAUUACAGCUAGCAAACCAACGUGACUCAUAUAUAAGUAUAAAUAUAAAUUUUUUUAAUAAUAUCCUAAAAAAUAAAAUUCCUGAAAUGGCUGAGGUUCGUCAGCUCCAAGUGGGGGAGGUUCGCAGUAAAAAAUCAUGAUGAUAAAUCAAGCGAACUAAUUGCCAGCUGACGUAGGUACGGUUCCAGGUUCAAUACCUACAGGACCCAACAAAUUAUUGUGGAUUAAUUUCGGAAACCGGGAGAUGACGUAUAAUUUUGUUACGGUCCUGGUUGACGUCACUCUAUGACGUCAAUUCAUCGCCUCCUUCAUUCGUUAUUUCGAGUAUGUGUGCAUGUGUAAAUAAAUACUUAGAACUGAAGUAGGGAGAUCAGCUGAUAGACACGUGUCAAACUGUCGACAGAUAGUGUCUUUUCCUUGGACUAAAUAAAAUCAGUAAAAUGUCGAAGGAUAAUUUACUUCCGUAUUAUGCUGCUGGGAAAAUUGUUAAAGGAUUUGGAAGAGGUUCAAAAGCUCUUGGUAUUCCUACAGCAAAUUUUCCUGAAGAAGUAGUUGCUCAAUUACCGGAAGGAUUUAAUACUGGAAUUUAUUACGGUUGGGCAGCACUUGAGGGUAAAAUUUAUAAAAUGGUUAUGAGUAUAGGGUGGAAUCCAUUCUAUCAGAAUGAAAAAAAAUCAAUGGAGGUUCAUAUCCUACAUAAAUUUUCAAAUGAUUUACAUGGGAAAGAACUGAAAGUUGUUAUUACUGGUUUUGUAAGACCGGAAGCUAAUUUCGAUUCCGUUGACGCUCUAAUAGCAGCGAUCAAUAAUGAUAUAAAAAUCGCAGAUGAACGAUUGGAUGAUCCAAAGAUGCUGGAAUUCAAAUCAUCGGAAUUUUUAACAAAUUCCUGAAAUUAAUUACAUUAUGACCUAUAGAUAAUUAUAAUUAAUAUUAUUAUUAUAUAUACAGGCACUAGAGGACCACAAUUAUAUUUUAUAUGAAAGAAAGUAUUU